Molecule: messenger RNA, 3273 nt
Organism: Guyanagaster necrorhizus
Lineage: Eukaryota; Fungi; Basidiomycota; Agaricomycetes; Agaricales; Physalacriaceae
Product: DUF917-domain-containing protein
Exons: 27
Coding region: 1-2973 (990 amino acids)
Molecular function (GO): hydrolase activity
Source: RefSeq, a predicted model, not a curated record
AUGUACAGAAUUGGCGUCGACGUUGGAGCAGGAACGAAUACGGACGGUGUCAUUGUCGACCUCACCAAGACUCACGACCCGGAAACACGCGGCAUCGUAGCGUCUUUCAAGCAUAAGACGACUGUUGAUGUUACGGACGGUAUCGAGGCUGCAGUGAGGAACGUCCUGACUGAUGCGAAUGUCGACCCUCGCGAUGGGAAGGUGCUCAGUCUGACCAUUGGGACGACGCACUUUAUCAAUGCUGUCGUGCAAUCGGAUGCAAGGAGGCUGCAGAAGGUGGCAAUCAUUCGGCUUGCUGCUCCUUACACCGCCGAAGUCCCUCCUUUCGUUGAUUUCCCGGAGAAUUUGAAGAAGCUCAUGAAUGGGCACUACGCGAUAAUUGCCGGUGGUCUUCAAAUAGAUGGCCGUCGAAUCAAUGAUAUUAUAGAAACUGAGGUUGUAGAACAAGCGGUUCAGAUCAAAUCCAAGAGCCUGAAAAAUGUCGUCGUUAUCGGAGUGUUUUCUCCAUUGGACGUUUCAGGUAUCAAUGAGUACAAGGUCCGAGACAUACUUGCUAGAGAACUUGGUCUAGACGUCAACAUUAUAUGUUCUCGUGAUGUUGGACAAGUCGGCUUCCUGGAACGCGAAAAUGCAUCUAUCCUGAACGCGUCGAUCACCACUUUUGCACAGCAUACCAUACGAGGAUUUGAGCGGGCCAUGAAGAGGCUCGGGUUAACGUGUCCUCUUUACAUCACCCAGAACGAUGGCACACUGACGACGGCUGCUGAUGCUGCACAGCUGCCUAUCCGCACAUUUUCUUCUGGAGCCACUAAUUCCAUGCGAGGCGCUUCGUAUUUGGCUGGGAUCGAUCUAAAGAGAAAAGACGGAACUGGAAAGAGUAUGCUCGUCGUGGAUGUAGGCGGAACGACCACAGAUGUGGGUAUGUUGUUGCCAAGUGGGUUUCCUCGGCAAGCCGCCGCGUUCAUCGAAGUGGGAGGUGUUCGUACCAACUUCUCCAUGCCAGACGUCAGCUCCAUCGGUCUCGGGGGCGGCUCUAGGGUUCACACUGAAGAUACCAAGGUUACUGUAGGCCCGGAUUCCGUUGGUCAUUAUUUGACUCGAGAUGCGAAAGUGUUUGGUGGCAACAUUCUGACUGCGACUGACGUUGCUGUCUGUGCCGGAGAGAAGGAUAUCGGUGACGCGUCCCUGGUGUAUACAGUAAGUGAUGAUGUGGUGGCGAAAGCCCAGUAUGCUGUGAAAAGGCUACUCGAGGGUGUCAUUGACCGCAUGAAGACGAGUCCAGAAGAUUGCCCACUGCUUCUUGUCGGUGGAGGAUCUGUUAUUGCACCCCCUACUCUCACUGGAGUCAAAGAGAUCAUCCUCCCUCCCUUUCACAGCGUCGCUAAUGCCGUUGGGGCUGCCAUUGCGAAUGUAUCGGGGGAAGUCGACACCAUCGAAAUUCUGGAGGGCAAGAGUCUGCCCGAUACGCUCGAACGGAUAAAGGUAGAGGCUAUGGCUAAAGCAGUGGAAGCUGGCGCGGAUCCACAGACGACCAGGAUCGCAGAAGUCAAUGUGCUGCCUGUACAGUAUGUCACCAAUCAGGCUACGAGGAUCAUUGUUAGGGCUAUUGGAGAGCUUGGGACGCCGAAAGAAAGCAAAGUUGUUCCGAGUAAAUCAGAAGAUCAUCAGGACCUACCCGAAGAUAACGAGGUCGAGGCUGUACAAAAAGUUCUUGCAGAGAGUGCGGAGAUCGUCGAAAGGAUAGAUUACGAGACGUACAGACCCACCAUCGUUGGCGAUGAAUGGAUUGUUACUGAGACAGAUCUCUUCUUCAUAAUGGAAGGAUGCGGAGUGCUCGGAACUGGAGGAGGCGGAUCACCUUAUCCUUCGUAUCUCAUUGCUAGAGAAAUUCUUCAUGAUGGUGGUUGUAUCAGGGUGGUCGACCAUUCAUCUCUCCCGGAUGAAGCAUAUGUAGUUCGGGGCGGUAUGAUGGGCUCUCCAUCCGUUGGCUCUGAGAGACUGGAGGAUGCGAAGCAAAUCUUGACGGCCGGCAAGGAGUUAGCCCGUCACUGUGGUAUUACGGAGUAUGUCGCCACGUUGUGCGAUGAAAUCGGGGGUGGUAACGGAAUGCAGUCAUUGAUCUUGUCUCACUACUAUAAUGUCCCUGCCUUGGAUGGUGAUCUGAUGGGUCGUGCCUAUCCUAAUCUCCACCAAACCAUUCCCUCUGUAUACGGUUUACCAAAUGCUCUUACUCCCUGCGCCUUACACGAUGGAGACGGAAAUGUCGUGAUCAUGAGCCGUGCAAAGGACAAUUAUGCAGUAGAAUCAUUCAUGAGAGUUGUAACAACGGAGAUGGGCUCAUCUGCCGCACUCAUCCCUGCGCCAAUGACCGUAACAGAAGCCAGAGACUAUGGUGUUCGUCGAACUCUGAGCCAAGCGUGGGGUAUCGGUCGUGCUAUUGCCAUGUGCCGACAGAAAAGUGAUUUGAAGAGUGUUCCAGAUGAGAUUUUGAAGCUACAGAACGGCAAGCUUGUGUUUAUUGGAAAGAUUGUCGACGUUUCUCGGCUGUUGCAGGAAGUUCGGGCAGGUUUCACUUGGGGAGAAGUGAAGAUUGCGCGACUGCGCGAAGAUGAACUAGAAGACAGUUCCGCCAGCAGGUUGGAUAUGGACUAUGGCCCUGAUGACUAUAUGAUUAUCCCGUUCCAGAACGAGAACGUGUGCGCCUAUAUUGAGAAGCCUGAUGGCGGCCGCAGCGUUGCUGCUAUUGUACCGGACCUCAUCAACGUGUUAGACUCUCAGAGCGGCUCCCACUUGGGCACACAGAUGUAUUCUUACGGUUUGAGGGUAACUGUGAUAGUCAUGGCGGGAUCGCCACUCUGGCAAAGCGAGAGAGGACUCAAGAGCGGCGGACCUGCUGCGUUCGGGUUUGAUCAUCCAUAUACCCCUGUUGGAGAGUACAAAACUCCUAUGUCUGUUAUCGAGGCGUACAGAUGAUAAAGGCAACGAUAAAGUGUACCAUGUAGAUUUUUCUCGUUCACCCUGGCAGACUCUGUGAUAAAGCAAGGGGUAUAGAUAUUACUCGAGACCAGGUUACAUGUGGAAAACACAGGAUCAAAGCGCAUAUACUUGUGAGAAACCGUGACUGUAAAUCUAAUCAUCCCAUCAAACAUCUUCGUCAGUUGACUUGUCUUCCUCUUUCGCUCCGUUGUUAGCGGGUAGAGUGUGUAACUGAAUGGUUCCUAGAUGUGUCGCAGUGCCGCUUUCUGCGCAGACAGGUGGACUGCCAAAGUUCAU